Molecule: messenger RNA, 576 nt
Organism: Adineta ricciae
Lineage: Eukaryota; Metazoa; Rotifera; Eurotatoria; Adinetida; Adinetidae
Source: the annotation of a GenBank genome assembly
AUGGGUAACAAACAUUCGAACAAAACUGAUCCUACAAUUCUUACACCAAAAGUGAUUCAAAUGCUCAAAGCCAAUACAGACUUUACUGAAGAACAAAUUCGUGACUGGCAUGCUGGUUUCAUACGAGAUUGCCCAAAUGGAAAACUCUCGAAAGAUCGGUUCGUUUCAGUCUAUGAACAGUUCUAUCCUGGUGGCAAAGCUAAAGAUUUUUGCAAAUAUGCAUUUGCAACAUUUGAUCGUGAUAAUAACGGAACAAUCGAUUUCACUGAAUUCAUGCUUGCAAUUGCGCUGACACAGUCAGGUGAUCUCGAUGAACGUCUUGCUUUAGCAUUUGAAAUGUACGAUUACAAUAACAAUGGAACAAUCGAUACCAAUGAAAUGGCCAAAGUUAUUGCUGCGAUGUAUGAUCUUAUUGGUGAAACUGAUCGCAAAGGUGAUCAGGAUCCAAAACAUCGUGCAGAAGAAAUCAUUCGUAUUUGUGAUGUCACCGGUAACAAGAAGUUGACAAAGGAAGAAUUCAUUGCUGGAUGCAAAAACGAUCCAGUUAUUCGUCGUUUACUUGUCCCGAAUGCUUAA